CCUGAAUUUCCAGCACUCUGUCAUCUACCUAUCAUCAUCACUGAUCUCUCUUUCUCUCUCCUCCCUUCUUCCUUCAACAACGACAUCCAUCAUCUUAGAGAGAGAAACUCACACUUAGAGAGAGAAACUCACACUUAGAGAGAGAAAGCUCGACUUUUUCAACAAUGGCGACGAGAUACUGGAUGGUGUCUCUUCCCGUACAAACAUCUGCCUCUACUUUAUGGUCUCAAUUGCAGGAUUCCAUCUCCAAACAAUCCUUCGACACUCCUCUUUAUCGAUUUAAUGUGCCUAAUCUUCGUGUUGGUACCCUAGAUUCGCUGUUAUCACUUGCUGAUGAUCUUCUGAAGGCGAAUGCAUUUGUGGAAGGUGUGACGCAUAAGAUCAGGCGUCAGAUCGAAGAAUUGGAGAGAUCUUCGGGUGUUGAAGGUGGUGGUUUGACAGUUGAUGGUGUUCCAAUUGAUUCUUAUCUUACUAGAUUUGUGUGGGACGAAGCCAAGUAUCCGACUAUGUCGCCUUUGAAAGAGGUUGUUGAUGGCAUUCAUAGGUUUGUGGCUAAGGUUGAAGAUGACCUUAAGGUCCGUGUUGCUGAGUAUAGCAAUGUGCGCAGCCAACUUAAUGCAAUUCACCGGAAACAAAGUGGAAGCUUAGCGGUGAGAGAUCUUUCCAGCUUAGUAAAGCCGGAGGAUAUUGUUGUAUCAGAGCAUAUGGUUACUCUUCUGGCAGUUGUUUCCAAGUUUUCACAAAAGGACUGGUUAGCAAGCUACGAGACAUUGACAGAAUAUGUGGUCCCCAGGUCAUCCAAAAAGCUGUAUGAGGACAAUGAAUAUGCUCUGUAUACUGUUACUUUGUUUAACCGUGUUGCUGAUAACUUCAGAAUAAAAGCUCGCGAAAGAGGUUUUCAGAUUCGAGAUUUUGAGCAUGACCAAGAAACACAAGAUUCACGGAAGCAAGAGUUGGAAAAAUUGACACGUGACCAGGAAACAAUGAGAAGUGCACUUUUGCAAUGGUGCUACUCCAGUUAUGGGGAGGUGUUCAGCUCAUGGAUGCACUUCUGUGCUGUACGUGUUUUUUCUGAGAGCAUAUUGAGAUAUGGCUUGCCACCAAACUUCUUGGCCUGUGUUUUGGCUCCAUCCACAAAAAGUGAGAAGAAAGUACGCUCAAUUCUUGAAAAACAUUGUAGUGCUGGAAACAGUGUUCACUGGAAAGCUGAGGAAGAAGUUGGAGCAAUGGUCGGGCUGGCAGGUGAAGCAGAUUCACAUCCAUAUGUAUCAUUCACAAUCAAUCUUAUUUAGUUUGAUAAUGAUCAGCCUGGUCUUCUUGAAGCGGGUUGAGAUCAAAUUUCGGUGUAGAGUACUUGUAGACAACUGGUUGUGCAUUCCAUGACUUGGUCUUGCUGUUUUGGGAUUUGUGCCUCGGUAUCCAUGGAGCACUCCAAAAUUUUAAUUCAUUGUAUUGGAGCCAAACUGUGGAGAGUACAUGUUUUGUUGCUAUUUAUAUUGUUCAAAAGUUUAUAAUAAUCCUGCAGUUGCUGCAGCAGUAUUCUUUGCAAGAAAUGGUUCUUUGAGAGCUCCCUAUUCCUUUGCUUGUGGUUUGUAUGUAACAAGCGGAGUGGAGAUGUAUUUCCGAAUUUAUCAUAAAUUUAUUGUUGCUAUUUAAUAAAACACAUGUAUCUUUUAUAUACUACCUGUAAUUAUUAAUCGAGUGACUUGACACUUC
Molecule: messenger RNA, 1716 nt
Organism: Chenopodium quinoa (quinoa)
Lineage: Eukaryota; Viridiplantae; Streptophyta; Magnoliopsida; Caryophyllales; Amaranthaceae
Product: V-type proton ATPase subunit C-like
Exons: 11
Coding region: 165-1292 (375 amino acids)
Biological process (GO): proton transmembrane transport
Cellular component (GO): vacuolar proton-transporting V-type ATPase, V1 domain
Molecular function (GO): proton-transporting ATPase activity, rotational mechanism
Source: RefSeq, a predicted model, not a curated record